Rotaria sordida is the source of this 426-nucleotide messenger RNA. Lineage: Eukaryota; Metazoa; Rotifera; Eurotatoria; Philodinida; Philodinidae. The record is from the annotation of a GenBank genome assembly.
AUGCUAAUAGCUGCUCGUCCUGGUCAAUUAUUUGAUGCAUUAUUUCAUAGAGAAAUGGAAAAUUUUAGCACAUCAAUUCGUUAUAAUGUAAUAUUAAAAUUUCAAAUAUUAUGGUGUUUUCGGUAUCGAUUUUGGACGCAAUUAGAAGAAGAUGCACAUUCAAUGAUAAAGAUUCUUUCACCAAGUAUGGAAUUGGUUUUACCAUCUCCAGCACUUUGUCUUGCUUAUCUUCAAACAAUAAAAUCUCCUCAAAGUCUUCGUCAUCUUAUGAUAUGUUUAACUAAUAUUCCUCCUCAAUUUGCUCAUGCCAUAUUUAAUUAUGUUCUUGAUUUAUUAAUGAAUACGGAACAAAGUGAAAUAAUGAUAUUAAUAACUGAUAGUGUUCCGUCAACAAAAGAAGCUAUUAUUCUUGGUCUAGAUUUAUAG